CUUCACCCGGUGGACUGCGGACGCCACCUUUGUGUCAGAACUACAAAUGGACAAUGCAGGGAUUAAAAGAGGGAUAGUGAUUAAAGAUGACUGGCCGGGCUACAGCCUGGAUCUGUUCACCUACCCUGAGCACUACCAUGAAGACAUCGAGAGUGUCUACAUCCCACACGGGGUCAUCAUGAACAGGAUCGAGCGUCUGGCCAGCCACAUCAUGGACGACUUUGGGAAUAACAACAUCAUGGUGCUGUGCGUCCUGAAGGGAGGCUACAAGUUCUGCUCCGACCUGGUGGAGUUCAUCAAGGUUCUCGGACGGAACUCCGGCAAAUACCUGGAGACCCGAGUGGAGUUUAUCCGUCUGAAGAGCUACCUGAAUGACCAGUCGACUGAGGAUCUGCACAUCAUUGGAAGCCGGGAUCUGUCUUUUCUGCGUGGAAAGAGUGUGCUCAUUGUUGAGGCCAUCGUCGACACAGGAAAGACCAUGAAGGCCCUUCUGAAGCAUGUGGAGACCUUUGAACCCAAGAUGGUCAAGGUCGCGGGGCUGCUGGUGAAGAGGGUUCCCAACACCACCGACGCUCUGACGGACUACGUUGGAUUUGAAAUCCCCAACCGGUUCGUGGUGGGCUACGCCCUGGACUACAACGAAUACUUCCGCGACCUGAAUCACAUCUGUGUCAUCAGCAGAACCGGAAAGAUGAAGUACAAAGUCUGAGGAGAACUGAAGCUUUAAGUCAUUUGUAAAUUUGUUGUAAGCUUCAAUGACUUGAGUUUCUGAUAUUUAAAAUAAUGACUGUUAUAUAUA
Molecule: messenger RNA, 799 nt
Organism: Salarias fasciatus (jewelled blenny)
Lineage: Eukaryota; Metazoa; Chordata; Actinopteri; Blenniiformes; Blenniidae
Gene: prtfdc1a
Product: phosphoribosyl transferase domain containing 1a
Exons: 9
Coding region: 47-709 (220 amino acids)
Biological process (GO): GMP salvage; purine ribonucleoside salvage; hypoxanthine metabolic process
Cellular component (GO): cytosol
Molecular function (GO): magnesium ion binding; hypoxanthine phosphoribosyltransferase activity
Source: RefSeq, a predicted model, not a curated record